Molecule: messenger RNA, 4330 nt
Organism: Hippopotamus amphibius kiboko
Lineage: Eukaryota; Metazoa; Chordata; Mammalia; Artiodactyla; Hippopotamidae
Gene: TAFA3
Product: TAFA chemokine like family member 3
Exons: 3
Coding region: 404-868 (154 amino acids)
Biological process (GO): regulation of neuroblast proliferation; negative regulation of microglial cell activation; neuroblast differentiation
Molecular function (GO): receptor ligand activity
Source: RefSeq, a predicted model, not a curated record
AGGCACAUCUCUGAGGCAAAAUAAAACCCGCAGAUUCUAGGGGUUCUGGCUCCUCUGUUCUUCACCCAGGAACUCUGCCCCCCUCUGCUAUCCCAAACCAAGAAGGCAUGAGCAGAGCCAUUCUCACCUUUCCUUCCAGCCCAGAAGGUAUUCUGCAGGGAGAGUAGCCCCCGGGUCAGGGCUUAAGUCUAGCCUCCUGGCCUAAUUCUGAGGUUUUCCUUCUGGGAUGGCUAAAGCCGCUGUAAGCGGAUGAUCCUCCCCACGCAUUGUAAGCCCCUGGGGCCCUUGGCCUCACCCAGAGGAAGCCAGGAGGUGGGGGUUGCUGUGGACUCCAUCUUUCUCCUGCCCGAGGGCCAGACGCUGCCAGGGUGAUGAGUGUGUCCUCACUGGGGAGGAAGGAAGGAUGGGAACACUGAUGUGGCAGGAAGAUUUCAUCACUUCCUCCUCCCCUGCAAUUGGAAAUAUCUUACCCACCCCUGCCCGGAGCUGGGAGGAGGGGCUGGAGGACAACCAGGGUGGGUGGGAGGGGAGCAGGGUUGCUGGCCUGGGCCGGGCACCUGAUCGUGUGCUGGCCCCUUCAGUCCCUGUGAAGCAGGGCACCUGCGAGGUGAUUGCCGCUCACCGCUGCUGUAACCGGAACCGCAUCGAGGAGCGCUCCCAGACUGUCAAAUGCUCUUGCUUCUCUGGCCAGGUGGCUGGCACCACCCGGGCAAAGCCCUCCUGCGUGGAUGCCUCCAUCGUCCUGCAGAAGUGGUGGUGUCAGAUGGAGCCCUGCCUGCCGGGGGAGGAGUGUAAAGUGCUCCCGGACCUGUCGGGAUGGAGCUGCAGUAGUGGACACAAAGUCAAAACCACCAAGGUCACACGAUAGCUCUUGGGGUCAUGACCUGACAGCUUGAUUAAGCCACCAACUGGAGAAUGGUGUCCAGUUAUCAGCUGACAAAUAUGGAGAUUCACUUACCUGGACCCACGCCCUGUGCCAAGUGCAGCAGCACUGUUUCCAGAGGCAUUGCAGUUAAGUUUCUCAGCAGAUACGAACCUCAUAUCUCCAGGCCCAUCUCCAGCCAUGUACCUGUGGUGCUGGGCUCUCCCUGGGGGGCACGGAAGAAGGUCAAGAUACAAUCCCUACCCUUAGGGAAUGUUCAGUCAAGUUGAAGAGCUGACGAAAGGCAAUCUAGAUAAUUUAGAUAAGUGUGUGGCAUCCGACCGGUUUCUGGACCAUAUGCUGUGAGCGUGUUGGGGAUUUGGGGAGGAGACUCCUACAGCUUUUUAGCCACUCUCUGGCCAGAGGGCACAAAGACGAGAGGUCAUAUUCACCACCCACUUCUUCCCUCCCUCGCGUCAAUCCGAAUCCCCAGCAAGCUGCUGACGUACUAAAGGAAAACACUCGCCCCUGAUGCCAGACCAGCCGUAUCUCAUUUGGAUGGGACUGAAUUGACUUGAGGAAGGAAAGCAGAGAUGAAGCCAAACAACCUUCCAGAAAAGCUUCUGCAGAGGCCUUGCCUGCUUUGGACACACCGGGUACGGGCUGGACAGGACUGUAAAAUCACCCCCACCCAAGCACCCCAGGUUUUUGUCUGUUUGCUUGUUUUAACAAAUGAGGAAACUGAGUCCCAGAGGAAUGAGGUGACUUGCCCAAGGUGUUACAGCUUGGGGUCCCAAAUCUCUGAGACCGUUGAAUUUUCACUUGGCCUGGUUGAUGGGAUUCCAGCUUGAACCUUCCACACUGUUUUUAUCUUAAGAACAGGAACCUGCAAAGAACUGGCUGGACAGUGCAAUGAUUUUGAGCAGGAUCUUUUAUGAAGGUCACUCCUAUCUGAAAUAGUCCAGAAUACCUACCCACCAGGAGGCAGGGCCACUGGAUAUCCACUCCGCCCUCAGCCCCGAAACUUCGAAACAGACCCCCUGACACCCAGAGAUCAGUCAGCCCAGUUACAGCUGAGCACUCUGAGCUGGCAGCCUCCUUGUCAACUCUAGCCCAUCUCUGCCGGAGUCCUUAGGCUGUACCUCUCAGAGGCUCUGGCUCCAAGAGAGGGUCUGGGUGGCGUCCAGGGCUGGUCAGAUUCCUCUUCCUUCAAAGGCCCUGCUGGGCUGAAUGGAGCCUCUGCCCAGGACUGAAGGUCAGCCAGUCAGGCUGGCACCCUAGGUGGUUUGUGGAUGACACACAGGCCUCAGGGACUCAGAGAGACGAGUUACUUAGAUGUCUCAUCAGGAAGAGAAUUACAGCCUCAGCGUCUGCUGGCAUCAGCUGGGAUCAGCUAGGAUCAGCUGGGAUCGCCAGGAUUGCAGGGUGUGAUGGGGCCUUGAGGGGAGGGGCAUCAAUAGAGACCAGCUGGGACCGUGCUGAAUUCUGACCCUCAGAGAAGACAGAUCAGAUGAUGGGUUGAGGCUGAGUCUCCAUCCUUCCCUGCUUCUCUCCCUCCCUCCCCAUGCAGUAGAAUCAAGACUGUUCACCCCACUUCAGAGUGUAUCUUCUUGUUUGCCUUUUUGUUGUUUUUGGUAAUGGGGUGAACAGUGACUAGACUGUAGAUGUCAGAACUCUGACAACUUCGAAUCUCUGCACAUAGUGGGGUCACAGGGUGGGGUAGUCAAGGAGUAGGUCAAAGGUAAUCAUCACCUCCUUCAAGGUUGGGGAAGGGAUUAAGGGAUUGGUACAUUUUCUGGAAAGGAUAGUAAAAUAUUUGCAGGCCACAAACAGUCUCCGUGGCAUAUUCUGCUCUGCUUUUGUUGUUGUUUAUUUUGUUUCAUGUUGUUUUUAAAAAACCUUUUAAAAUGUACAAACCAUUCUUAGCUCAAGGGCUGUACAAAACCAGGCCCCAGGCAAUUUUUGGAAGGCUGCCAACCCUGGUGAAGCUUUGAAGGCAGGCCAUCUCUGCAGCUUGGGUCUGCCUGCCUGCCUUCAGUGCAGUGGGAACCUGAGCAUGAGGGCUGGGUCAGGUUUUGUUUUUCUUCUAAUGUUCCUUGAGAGAUUGGUGAGUGAAUUAUUUAGGCUACAAAUAAGACAGCUUUAGCAGAGUCAGACAAUAAGAGCCUGCUCUCCUCAAGGCCAGGAUGCGGGAUUCUCUGCUCCCUCUGCAUCCCUUGAGACUGUGUCCAGGAGGGAGGGAGAGGGCUCCAGCCCCCUACGCAUCUGCUGCAUCCACAGCCACGGGGCUGUGACCUGGGGGAUGAUGCUGUAUAAACUCCCCCCAAGCUGCCAACCACUGCCAGCCCCUGCCUCAGCCAGGCUCCUUGAUCCUCCCUGACCUCCCUCAUCCCUGCUUCAGAGAAGGCUUCUUUCCUUUAGCACAUGCUGGAAUUUGAUCAUUCAUUUUUUUAACCCUUCAAAGCCUCUCUUUCCUCCUGACCUAAUAUAUUUAUUUGGUGGGCUUUGAGGGGCUAUUCUUUAUAUGGCCAGGAGAGCCCCACACAAGAGGAUCUGAUGGAGAAGGGAAAGCCUGUCACCUCCCAACAGAAGCUCCCUUGGGUCCUGUUUCCAACUUAGUCAAUAUUUGUAGCUACUUCAAUGGCAGUACAGGAAUGCAAAUUCAUUUUCCUGGAGCAUAGUGGUCCUGGAGUCAUUUGUGUUCCUUUGCUCCCUUUAGUGGGAUGGGCUCUCAGAUUUCCUGAAGUUAGCUGGUAACCCUACCCAGCUUCGGAAGGUUGCCAACUACAGAAGAUCAUGUGGCUAAUUUCUGUGGCCUCCUGGCAGUUUCAUUAAGGUCUGUGAGUGACAUCCUAAUUAAUGGCCCCAGACAGUUGGCUAGAGUUGAAGCCGCAGCUUCCUAAAAUCACAAGCUUAGAGCUAGAAGGGAUUUUAGAGAUGAUUAGCCAACUCCCUCAUUUGACAGAUGAGAAAAGGAAGGCUCAGAGAGGUGAGGUAAUUUGCUCCAAGUCACACAGCAAGCCGGUGGGCAUGUCCUGCCCAGUGAUCCAGAUAAGUGCUCUUUACACUACUGCACAUUGCCUCUUGCCCUAAUAUAGAGGAGGGCCCUGAAAAGAAGCCAGGGUUUUAGCAAGGAUGAAUGUGAAAGAGCAUCACUCUAAAAUCACCCAACCCCGUGGGUUUAAAAGGGCAGAAUGAAGAAAAUGGGAAGCAAUUAGAGAUAUAAACAUAGAGGGGAGAAGAGACAAAAGUGAGGAAUUGAGAUCACUCAUUCAGAAGAACAUCAAAACACCAAAGCACCACACAAAAUAAUUAGAAUAAAACUUUUAUUUUUGUCCUUAAUGGAAGAGACAGAAUGGAGCCCCUGUCAAUCUUUGGGAGACCUAUGCAGCCAGUUUUCAUGGCUUUAGGGUUCUUCAGAGCCUAGUGCAGGGGGCUGCAAACCAAGGCUCAUGGGUCAAAUCUGGU